AUGUGCGCAUGUUCAGAGAUUGAGUGUAGCAUGUUUAGUGAGGCGACGGUGGCAGUGGCAGCUGCAGGGAGUGGGAUGCCCAAAGAGGAGAAGGCUCCCGAAGGGGAGGCAGCAGCUUUGCAGGUCCAAGCCCUGAUGAGUGCACACUGCCUAGCAUUGGUGCUUGGAGUGGGUAUUGGGGGUGUUACCUCUGGAGGCUGCCUCUGGGACAGUAAAGGACUUGCUAAAGCAAACUCUGAUGUAAUGCUGGCAGGUCAGGAAGCCAUCUUUAUCCUGGCACGAGUUUUGGAGCUGUUUGUGGAAACUAUUGCAAAAAAUGCCUACUGCUGUGCUCAACAAGGAAAGAGGAAAACUCCCCAGAGGAGAGAUUUGGAUAAUGCAAUAGAAGCUGUGAAUGAAUUCACUUUUCUAGAAGGCACUUUGGAUUGA
Messenger RNA from Rattus norvegicus (Norway rat), 429 nucleotides. Lineage: Eukaryota; Metazoa; Chordata; Mammalia; Rodentia; Muridae. The record is from RefSeq and is a predicted model, not a curated record.